Molecule: messenger RNA, 756 nt
Organism: Galdieria sulphuraria
Lineage: Eukaryota; Rhodophyta; Bangiophyceae; Galdieriales; Galdieriaceae
Product: putative carotenoid biosynthesis protein, crtK-like protein
Exons: 4
Coding region: 36-683 (215 amino acids)
Cellular component (GO): membrane
Source: RefSeq, a predicted model, not a curated record
AUUGCAGGGAUUUUGAACAUUGUUGGAAUUGUGAGAUGGAUUUAACCGGUGCCUCAGCUGUUAGCCAACUUGCAAGCGCGUCUAGUCGUCUGUUUCUGGCUUCUGCACCUAUUGAAAAGAGCAGUUCGAAAGCUCUUGGUUUACUAUCUGCUUUACCUUCUCCUCUGGAUGAAGUAGCUUUGUUUUCUUCGGCGGCAGGAGUCGUAUUUGGCUUCCCCUAUUUGACUCCGAAAGGUCCCGAUCCAAGGAAAGAUUCUUGGUACCAAAGCAUAAAGAAGCCUGUGUGGCAACCACCAAACUGGUUGUUUCCGGCCGUAUGGAUUCCUCUUAAAGUGUUACAGAGUGCAAGCUUGUUCUUGCUCUGGAGGAAAGAAGGUGAUUUCCCCAUCGUUCCUAGCGCAGCGUUUGUCGUACAUUUAAGUUUUGGAAACCUUUGGAACUAUUUGUUUUUUGCACGUCGUAAUAUGUUUGCAAGUUUAUUCGCUAUGGGCGGUUUCUGGGUUUCCUUGGCUAGCACUAUCUUUGCUUUCCAUAAAGUAGACUCUUAUGCGGCACUUUUAUUGGCGCCCACUCAAAUUUGGGCCACUAUAGCAGCAGCUCUCAAUUUUCAUACUUAUUGGCUCAAUCGAAGACCGAAAGACAAGGAUGAAAAAAACUCAUAUGAUAGUAAAAAGGCAAAGUGAGGAGUUGCGUGUACACCACAACAGUUGUGAUUGGCAAAUAAAUCGAGUGAAAAAGAAAUUUGGCGCAAUUUUU